Molecule: messenger RNA, 3210 nt
Organism: Jatropha curcas
Lineage: Eukaryota; Viridiplantae; Streptophyta; Magnoliopsida; Malpighiales; Euphorbiaceae
Gene: PARC6
Product: plastid division protein
Biological process (GO): chloroplast fission
Cellular component (GO): chloroplast inner membrane
Source: RefSeq, a predicted model, not a curated record
AGAAAAAAGAAAAGAAAAGAAAUGGGUGAAAAGUGCAAUGGCAGCAUGAACUGAGAGUAGGAGUGUGCAAAUCUGUGAUGAGCUAUAAUAGUUGAAUGUUAAUUCUUUAGGAGGCAGAAGCAAAUGGCAUUGCCUAAUCCGAAUCCGAUACCAACUCUUCAAGUUCUUCCUUCUUCUCCCUCUUCUUCCUGUUUCUGUCUCAAUUACAUAAACCAUCUCCACAACAGAGAUCAAAAACAUGCUUUUCCUUUGGGUUUUUCCAAUACAAGAAUCGCCAUUUCUGUUUCAAGGGUUUUUGGGAACGCUGAUUUCACAAUCACCCAGUCCAUUUUUAACGCCGCUGAUACUCGCAUUGUCGAUAAUGUUCCUGCUCGUACUUCCACCACCACCACCACCACCGCCUUCGUUGAAAUUCCCGUCAGUUGUUACCAGCUGCUUGGUGUUCCUGAUCAAUCAGAGAAAGAUGAGAUUGUUAAGGCAGUGAUGCAAUUGAAAAGUGCUGACAUAGAGGAAGGUUAUACUAUGGAUGCUGUUAUAUCUCGUAAGGAGCUUCUAAUGGACGUAAGAGACAAACUUCUUUUUGAGCCUGAAUACGCUGGGAAUGUGAAAGAGAAGAUCCCACCUAAAUCUUCUCUUCGAAUUCCAUGGGCUUGGUUGCCUGGUGCUCUUUGCUUACUUCAAGAGUCUGGAGAAGACAAGUUAGUGCUGGAUAUUGGCCGGGAAGCUCUCCAAUGUCCUGAUUCUAAGCCAUAUGUUCAUGAUUUACUUCUAUCUAUGGCAUUAGCAGAGUGUGCAAUUGCAAAGAGUGGCUUUGAGAAGAAUAAAGUGUCCCGAGGAUUUGAAGCUCUUGCUCGGGCUCAGUGUCUUCUUAGGAGUAAAAUAUCUCUUGGCAAGAUGGCAUUGCUAUCUGAGAUAGAAGAAUCUCUGGAGGAGCUUGCACCUGCUUGCACAUUGGAAUUAUUAGGCAUGCCACACUCUCCUGACAAUGCUGAACGCAGACGAGGAGCUAUUGCAGCCUUGCGCGAGUUGCUAAGGCAGGGACUUGAUGUGGAAACAUCGUGCAGGGUUCAAGACUGGCCAUGCUUUCUGAGCCAAGCUCUUCAUAGGCUCAUGGCUACAGAAAUAGUUGAUCUCAUUCCUUGGGAUGAUCUAGCCCUUGUUCGCAAGAAUAAAAAAUCAAUUGAAUCACAGAACCAAAGGAUUGUUAUCGACUUCAACUGUUUCUAUGUUGCACUAAUUGCUCAUGUUGCUGUUGGUUUUUCAAGCAAGCAAAAGGAGUUGAUCAGCAAAGCAAAACUUAUAAGUGAAUGUUUGAUGACAUCAGAAGGGAUUGAUCUGAAAUUUGAGGAAGCUCUCUGCUCGUUUCUUCUUGGCCAGGGUACUGAGGCCCAGGCUGUUGAAAAGCUGCAUCAGCUAGAAUUGAACUCCAAUCCGGCUUCACGAAGUUUACUUCCAGGGAAGGAUACAAAAGAUGUCUCUGAUGUAAAACUAUCAUUGGAAACAUGGCUAAAGGAUGCUGUGCUUGUUGUCUUUCCAGAUACUAGAGAUUGCUCUCCAUCUAUGGUUAAGUUUUUUGGUGAUGAAAAGAGGACUUCAGGAAGCAAGAGAAGUAAUGAAAAGAGGAUAUCUCAACAAAUCAAUCCUGCUCUAGACCACAGACUGGUGUCUGAUAUUGCAAUGAAACGAAUGGAUCAUGUCGAGUCUUUUUCAAAUAUGAACUCCACCCAACAUCUUGGGACUGCUGUUAAGCAGUUAGCUGCAACUGAUUUGCGAAGCUCAUUGUUACCAGGGAAGAAUGAUAGUGGAGGCAAUGUUAGUGAACCAUCUGUUCAAUUUGAAAGAAAUCUUAGUGCAGUUCACAGUAUAAGUUGGGGAAGUUGGUUGGCCCAAAGCAAUUUGAUUGGAAAGAUAACUUUUGUAGCUGUACUGGGAUGCUUUGCACUUUUUAGCUUUAAGCUGUCUUGUAUGAAUUUAAGAAAGAUAAGGAUUGCAUCUAAAUUUGCCUCCAGCAAACCUAGAACAAGCAACAGUUCCCUUGUUUAUACGACAGAUCCCUCUCUUGAUUGCAAUGCUGGGACUGCUUAUAUUAGGGAGAGUAGCGUUACCAGGAGGAUCAAGAAGCUCUUGGGAAUGGUUAAGAUGCAGUUUCAGAAAGAGUCAGAUCUUAGAAAAUACAAGAACACAGAGCUUGCUGCUAAUUUGGCACCACGCACAUUAUCUAGGAAGCAGAUGCCUGCUGAAGAAGCUGAAGCACUUGUUAAGCAAUGGCAAGCAAUUAAAGCUGAAGCUCUCGGGCCCAACCAUGAAAUCCAUAGCCUCUCCAAAGUCCUUGAUGAGUCGAUGCUGGCUCAGUGGCAAGCUUUGGCCAAUGAAGCAAAAGCCAGACCUUGUUAUUGGAGAUUUGUUUUGCUGCAAUUGUCUGUGCUGCGAGCUGACAUUUUUUCAGAUGGAUAUGGUGUGGAACUCGCAGAAAUUGAAGCUGUCCUUGAGGAAGCAGCUGAGCUUGUUGAUGAAUCUCAGCAAAAGAACCCAAACUAUUAUAGCAUCUAUAAAAUUCAUUACGUUCUUAAAAGGCAAGAAGAUGGAUCAUGGAAGUUUUGCAAUGGUGAUAUUAAGCCGCCGUCAUGAUAAUUGAGCCCUGUUGUGGAAAGCAUAGCCAGCAACGAUUACUAAUGUUAUUCUAACAUGUUUUUUCCAUCCCCAGUUUUCACACAGGUAGACCUACAGUAUUGUAAAUUUAUAGGGUGACAAUGAUUCUUUUUAAUGUAGUGGUAGAUCAAAUGAAUAGUAUGAUUCUGUUUGCUGCAAAAAGGGGUUGUAAUGGAUGCUUACCAAGAAAAUUGAAGUUUAAUUCAGAAAGCUUCCAUGACCGGGUCGAGAAUUUCCUUUCAAGUAUCUGUUUGCUUGUGCAGUAUCUUGAUCUGAUGACAUUUGGAGAAUACAAAUGAAAAAGAAUGAUUACAGGAGAUGGAUGAAGCUUGAUUAUGAAACAUACCUGAAUUGUCUAGAUGAAUUUUUAAAUUUGAAGUCUGAAUAUGUCUAAUGUGGGAAGAGUAAUGCUGAUAAUCAAGUUUAAAGAUUCCAGACGCUUGGCCUCAUUGGUUCAAGAAAAUAAAUUUGUUUGUGAAAAAUAAUUUCAGAAGAAAAUAUUCUGGAAACUGAUUUUCUGUUCUGGAGAUAUUGAAAUUUAUAGCAGGAUAUUGGAAAUUA